Messenger RNA from Heterotrigona itama, 1615 nucleotides. NCBI's taxonomy places the organism in Eukaryota, Metazoa, Arthropoda, Insecta, Hymenoptera, Apidae. The record is from the annotation of a GenBank genome assembly.
AUGGAGUCGAUUGGAAGACGAGGUAAGCGUAGCGGUAGCAGUUUGCUGCUAGUUAAUAUUUAAUAUUUAAUGAGGUGUUUCUCUACAGUAGCGAGAUAUUAAUUUUAAUAAUCGCGCUUUUAAUAAAUCGCAAAGACGCGGAUCGAUAAAAACUUCGCUAAAAAGUAUAUUCGCGAUGAAACGUCGUGUCCACGUUAAUUAAUUAAUCCCUGUCCGACGAAGAACAGAGUUUCGACUUCUCGUUUACACGACUUUCGAAGUACGUGUAAAAAUUGUACGUUAUUAAUUAAUAAUUGCAUGUGUAUUAUACGUAGGAAGAUGCGGCAAACGCCGAGUGGGUUGACGCAUCUCUCUCGGUCUAAACGACUCGGCUAAAGUCGAUUUCGAAAAAGGAAGCCGGCUAGUUAAGUUAAAAAUUAAAUCGGAAACUCGUGCGUAUCUGGCGGACGGCAGUGUCGAGAGCGGACACGGACUGCUUCACCUACUUUUUUUUCGCCGAGAGAAGAGCAGAGUUUCGGUAAAUCGGUCACAUCUCUUGAUCCUCGGGGAGCUGAAGAUUCUACACGGGAUCCUAAUCUGCGGCGAAGACAGCUGUAACUUGACGCACGGCUCGCUCCUUCCGGCAUAAGUUCCGGCGGAUUCUGCUCCCCGGACAAAGAAAAACCGAAAGGAAGGAAAGAGGAUGAGAGAAAUAAAAUAUUCUCUCCAGAGACUAUGCACAGCUGCGAGGGCACAUCAUGGCCAUCGUCGAGAGGAAGGAGCCGUAGCUCCGGAAUAUAAGGCGAGAGAGUUUAAGGUCGGGGCAGUUGCGCUUCGCUCGCCGGCGUAUCACUCUUUCACGCAGAGAUAUUUGCAAUUUGGAUCUGUGUUAAAAUGUUCGAUAAGCGUUUCAACCAAUAGUGCAAGGCCGUUGUUAGACUUUAGAGCAGUAGCUAUAGACAAGACCGUGAUACGUCUAAGCGUAGCGAUGCAAUUGCGUCUUGCUUGGCAAAUUGGUGACGGAACACUGCACUUUGAGGAGGUGCGUCUAAUGCAAUUGAACAUCAAGAAUGAGCGGAUACCCAUAUGCAGCAGAGAAGCAGGAGAGAGGCAUCCUCUUUAUCUAAUUCCACGCUGCCAGCCACUGAUCAGAGCCACAAGAUCAAAGAUUGCGCACUGUCUUGACUUGCACUGUCAGAAAGCUUGUCUUGCUGUCUUGCUCGCCUUUUCGCACAAGGUUUUUCCAUAUCCGAGGAAAGACACACAGACGACGCACAGACGCACACCGACAGCCGCAAGUCCCUGCAGGUUAGGAACAAUGACUCAAGGGGAAUCGAGUGCUAGGAUAUUUUCGCACAUCAGCCAAGUUUCGUCUCGCUUUCGUCAGAGGACAAGCAGCGAGCAGCAACCGAGACGGGAUGGCGAGAGAAGGGGCGGCAGAGAGGGUUGGAAACGCCGAGGUAAAUGCGGUUGCCACGAGGCGGACGGCCAAGGGAAUCAUAAUUCGGGAUAUCGCGUCGAGUUUAGUUGCAACUUGCGAUCCGAACGUCAGUGCUUCCAAUGUGAUACGAAAUUCGCAGCAACUACGCCGAGAAACAGCUCGGAAAGCUUUCGAACCUCCUCUGCCGUCCGAUAG